Messenger RNA from Trichogramma pretiosum, 2099 nucleotides. RefSeq names its product origin recognition complex subunit 4 (gene Orc4). Lineage: Eukaryota; Metazoa; Arthropoda; Insecta; Hymenoptera; Trichogrammatidae. Gene Ontology annotation, biological process: DNA replication; DNA replication initiation. Gene Ontology annotation, molecular function: ATP hydrolysis activity; DNA replication origin binding. The coding region runs from base 298 to 1662 and encodes 454 amino acids. The transcript is spliced from 6 exons. The record is from RefSeq and is a predicted model, not a curated record. Gene Ontology annotation, cellular component: nucleus; nuclear origin of replication recognition complex.
UGCGGCCUUCCGACGACGCGCCUACAGCACGUCGCAGCGUAUACAAGCUCGGACCGUCAUCCGCUAGUGUGUGUGUGCGUGUGUGUGUCACAUUUUCAUAAGUUGUUUCUUUUUAUCGAAUUCGAUCAUCUUCGGCUCUUGCUCCGUUGCGAGUGUCGUACGGAUCGAAUCCAGCGCAGAGUGAUUUCGUGGUGCCAAUGCGUGUAACGCGGCGAGGGUCUUGGGAGCGAAACGUCUUCUCCCAUUCGUCGGAUUGAUUUUUACUGUCUCUCACGGUGAGGAAUUAACAAUAUCAAAAUGAGUAAGAAGAAGAAUAUGGCCAUUUCGUUUGACAAUCAAGACAUCAACACGAUCAUGCUGACGAGGAAAUAUUUGAAGAAAAAAAUCCUGUAUCCAGAAACUAAAUUCAGACACCACGUACAAGAGAGAGCUCAUGUAUUGGAUUGCGUCAAACGAACCGUUGAGAAUGGAGAGAGUAAUUCGUUGUUAUUGCUUGGUCCAAGAGGCAGCGGCAAGACAACUCUUAUCAAUAGUGUGCUAACAGAAUUAUCAAGCACAAAAAAUUUUCAAGACAAUGCUCUGAUAGUCAAUCUGCAUGGAUUAGUUCAUACGGAUGACAGAUUAGCUUUGAAAGAUGCUACGAGGCAAAUGCAAUUGGAGCAUGCAUCUGAAGGCAAAGUUUUUAAUACAUUUGCUGAAAAUUUAUCAUUUUUAUUAGAAUGUUUGAAGUCAGGUGACAAAAAACAUUCAAAACCUAUUAUAUUCAUCUUGGAUGAAUUUGAUUUGUUUUGUUUCCAUCACAAUCAGACUCUUUUGUAUAAUUUAUUUGAUGUUGCUCAAUCAGCUCAGGCCCCAAUUUGCGUUAUAGGAAUAACCAGUCAACUAGAUGUAAUUCAAUUAUUAGAAAAAAGAGUAAAAUCAAGAUUUUCUCACAGACAAAUCUUUCUUUAUCCUGGAGAUACAUCAGAAUCUGAGACACCAAUUUCAGCUUUUGAGGAUCGCUUAGAACUUUUUAAGGAGUUAUUAACUUUGCCAGAGGAUGAGAAUGUAAAUGAAAUGGAGCAAGCUAAUAAAGACUGUAAUAUAGAUCCAAAAUUUAGAGCAAUUUGGAAUAAGCAAAUUCUCAAUUUAGCUGACAAUCCUACAGUUCAGAAUGUCCUCAAAAUGAUGCACAAACAUGAUAGAAUAGAAAGAAAAUUUAGAAAUUUUUUAGCAGUUGUUAUAUCAUCUCUUGGUAAUAACCAUAAAGAGUUGGAAGUUGAUGAUUUUGUUAAAGCAAGUAAAAUGUUUAGUCCAAACACCAAGGUCUUGAUGCUUGAAGGCUUAUCUGUAUUGGAAAUGUGCCUGAUUAUUGCCAUGAAGCAUGAAACAGAAAUUUAUGAUGGAGAGCCAUUAAAUUUUGAAAAAGUUUUAAGCCGUUAUUUGAAAUUUGCCGGUCAGACCUCAAACAUUGAAUCCGUCCAAAGACCUGUAAUUAUGAAAGCAUUUGAACACAUAAAGAAUUUAGAGUUGAUAAUACCAACAGGCCAGCAUUUACGAAUUGAAAAAGAGUAUCAAACCUACAAUUUUGCAUUAAAAUCAAAUGAAGUUAUGGAAGCUGUAAGAAACUAUCAAGGUCUACCAACCGAUGUUGCUCAAUGGGCAGAUAGUUCUGUAAUGUAAAAUAGAAAAAAAACUUGAUUUGUAUAAAAAAUUUUAGUGGCAUUUGGCUGCUAAAAGUAUGUGUAUCUUAGUAGUUCAAAGGCAGUGCAUUUGAAAUUAUUUUUAAUGGAGAGUGUAUAUGCAUGUUUUAGCUAUCUAUAAAAUUGCCCAGAUACACUUGUCUAGCCAUCAAAAGACUAUAGAAAGUGACAGGAAGUUUUUACUAGUGUCAUAAAUAUUUAAUCAUUCAGUAUUGCAUGAAAAAAGUGUGUGCCCAAUAGUGAAAAAAUGUGAACUUGACCUGAUACAGGAUGAAUGAUUUAUUAAUAUCUUGAUUUUUAUGUAACUGAAAUUGAUUUUAGCUUCAAGCAAACAUUUUUCAGUAAAUCAUUUUUCAUUUGAAUUAAUGGUAACUAUUUAAUUAAGUUGAUGUUUUUAUUUUUCAUCAUUGAUAAUUA